AUGUUCCCUCCCUAUUCCGAAAAAAUCUUGAGAAAGCGCGUUGCAAAGGUUGCCUGGUGUCCCACAUCAGAUUUAGCCGCCAUUGUCUUUGACGACAGCUCCAUUGCACUCUGCCGCGAUGGUGUAUCCCCCAUUUGGUCAUUACCAGCUCCCAACGACUCCAAUGUUCUUUGUCUUGAAUGGAAUCCUCAAGGUAACGAAUUCGUCGUUGGUGCAACAGACGGCACAGUGACACGCAUCGACGCCAGAUCCUAUGAGCCCAAAUGCACCACGUGUUGGCCAUCAGCACUCACAACACUCGAUAAUACCUUUGGCGACAGCAGCAUAACGGCCCUUUGCUGGGUGAAUUUCUCGCGGCAUAAAGCUCAAGAAAUGUACCUUCAUGGAUUUGAUCCUAGUGUCCUUGAUUUCACACGAGUGUUGCCAGCCCUCAGUAUGGUGCCACCGGAUGAACCAAUUCCCUUAAUACCUACUCAGAGGAUAAAGAAGCCACCGUUCCCUGAGCCUCCAAUGGAUGAUAUGGAUGAUCAAACACUAUUGCUGAUUGGUGACGAAGAAGGAUAUAUACAUAUAUGUUUGAAUGGCACCUACCAUAUAGGCUCAUUCAGCACAAGAAGUAAAGGAUCAAAGGAUGCAUUCUCUCUGACAACAAUUGACGCUUCAUCGGAUGUAUCUGAACUUCAAACGCUAUCAUAUCGAAAAACAGCGGCAGUCAACGAGAUCACGUUCUCGACUCUCCAAUGCGACUUGCUUCGUUGUCGACGUACAGAGUUAUGCAAUCUUGCUACCGAGCAUGGUCAUGUUCUUUUCCUCUUGCAGUAUAUCCGCCAAACCAUCAAUGUCCUUGCAAAACACCACACAACCGUUACCAGCCUUUCCAAACAAAACGCGACAAAGAUUUCAGAUCUUUUGCUCUCUCGAAAUGAGCAGACCCUUCCAAUGCCAGAGAUUGAGCUUCUCGGCCUUAUUGCUACAGGAAACCCUUGUGAGGCGGUUUAUGAAUACUUUACACAGUUGCUUUCAGAGCAGCAAUUAAAACGUUGGAGUGAACGGGCAACACACAGCUACAGCUGCUCCCAGAUGAUCGUAUGCGAGUAUUUACAGCCAGCUUGUGAGCGACUUUUAUUACAUCUUGAUACACUUUACGGAUAUAGUUUAUGGACUGAGCGAUACAAUGGGCUACUUGAUCCAGAGGCCGUGAACCUAUGUAUGAGGAGGACCAAAAAGUUGAUGCAGUCGUUGACCCGUUACCUUGCCGAUGUUACCAAAGAGUCGGUUACGUUCUCGGAAUUCAUAAAGUGGAUGUCCAAUAUGUUUUACAAGUUUGUUGGCGAAGGUGGUACAGAAGCCGAGGUGAUUCCCUACGAUCCAUGGCGUGCUGUGGAACACAUUCGCAAUUCCUUUGCAUCCGACAGAUUAGCACCCUACUUUAUAGCUUCGUCGACAGCAUCAGCCCAGGAAAUGAAUUUCUCGGAUAUGGUGGGGAGUGUUUCUGAAGCAUGUCGAGCUAUGUUACAACAGCCGUCCAUUACAUUGUCAGCAAACAUUACAGUGACCGAAUCACAAACAUUGGAAUUGGAUUGCACGAGAGAUGAUACUUCUAUUGGGCGAUUUGCAGCAUCUUGGAUGGAUGAGGAUCAGGCCAAGCAGCAUUAUGCCCUUAUACAACGCAACGAUGCAUUAGGAGACAAAGUCAUCUUGAUCAAAAAGGAUCUGAAAAGGGUUGAACCAGCUGGCUACGCAUCUUUGGAUUUUGGUAGUUGCCACAUCUCAGACUUUGAAUUCUUGGACGCUGAAGAAAUUGCAUUGGUAUCUGCAUACCCAACACAAGAGACUCUCCUCUCCACCAUCGAAUACAAUGCUAUGGAAUACGUCCCUUUUCAGGCACAAGAAGCACGUAUUGAACAAUUCCAAGAGUGCCAAUUUUCAAGGUCUAUGGAACUCGAGAAAACGAAGGAUGCGGUGAUUGGAGCAAACGGCCGUCCUCGACGACGCACUAUUGGCGUGUAUAGAGCAAAUCGUAAAGCAUCUAGUUAUUUUCUUGAUGAAUAA
Messenger RNA from Lichtheimia ornata, 2052 nucleotides. RefSeq lists its product as uncharacterized. NCBI's taxonomy places the organism in Eukaryota, Fungi, Mucoromycota, Mucoromycetes, Mucorales, Lichtheimiaceae. The transcript is spliced from 15 exons. Gene Ontology annotation, molecular function: protein binding. Gene Ontology annotation, cellular component: anaphase-promoting complex; nuclear periphery. The record is from RefSeq and is a predicted model, not a curated record. The coding region runs from base 1 to 2052 and encodes 683 amino acids. Gene Ontology annotation, biological process: protein K11-linked ubiquitination; anaphase-promoting complex-dependent catabolic process; positive regulation of mitotic metaphase/anaphase transition.